CGCGGCGCGCGACCCGGAAGCGCUCCGCUGUGUGGCCGGUGUGCGGGUAGCGGUGCGGCCUGCACGCCGUGAGCCCCGCGGCCGCCAUGUCCCGCGGCUCCAGCGCCGGCUUCGACCGCCACAUCACCAUCUUCUCGCCCGAGGGCCGCCUCUACCAAGUGGAAUAUGCUUUUAAGGCGAUCAACCAGGGAGGGCUGACGUCAGUAGCUGUUCGUGGGAAGGAUUCUGCAGUAAUUGUAACACAGAAGAAAGUACCUGACAAGUUACUGGAUUCCAACACCGUGACUCAUUUAUUCAGAAUUACUGAAAAUAUUGGCUGUGUGAUGACAGGAAUGACAGCUGACAGCCGGUCCCAGGUGCAGCGAGCCCGCUACGAGGCCGCCAACUGGAAGUACAAGUACGGCUACGACAUCCCCGUGGACAUGCUGUGCAAGAGGAUUGCAGACAUUUCUCAGGUCUACACACAAAAUGCGGAAAUGAGGCCACUUGGUUGUUGUAUGAUUUUGAUCGGUAUCGAUGAAGAGCACGGCCCGCAGGUGUACAAGUGCGACCCGGCAGGCUACUACUGUGGCUUCAAGGCCACGGCCGCAGGAGUUAAACAGACCGAGUCGACCAGUUUUCUUGAGAAGAAAGUAAAGAAGAAAUUUGACUGGACCUACGAGCAGACGGUCGAGACAGCAAUAACCUGCCUGUCUACUGUACUAUCCAUUGAUUUCAAGCCCUCAGAAAUAGAAGUUGGUGUAGUUACUGUGGAAAAUCCUAAAUUCAGGAUCCUUACAGAAGCAGAGAUUGAUGUGCACCUUGUAGCUCUGGCAGAGAGAGACUAAUUAGCCUUCCCAUUCCCAUUGUCUGGGUGCUUCUGGCCAGGGUAUUUGGUGAAAAGAAAACACUUGUUAAUGGCUCUAGAUUAUGGGUUGAACACAGUAUAUUCACUCUAUGAUGUAUUUUACUCUGU
This is a messenger RNA of Nothoprocta perdicaria, 955 nucleotides long. It is a transcript of the gene PSMA6, whose product is annotated as proteasome subunit alpha 6. NCBI's taxonomy places the organism in Eukaryota, Metazoa, Chordata, Aves, Tinamiformes, Tinamidae. The coding region runs from base 87 to 827 and encodes 246 amino acids. The record is from RefSeq and is a predicted model, not a curated record. Gene Ontology annotation, biological process: ubiquitin-dependent protein catabolic process. Gene Ontology annotation, cellular component: cytosol; proteasome core complex, alpha-subunit complex; proteasome core complex. The transcript has 7 exons.